Messenger RNA from Brassica rapa (field mustard), 2123 nucleotides. RefSeq lists its product as uncharacterized. The record is from RefSeq and is a predicted model, not a curated record. NCBI's taxonomy places the organism in Eukaryota, Viridiplantae, Streptophyta, Magnoliopsida, Brassicales, Brassicaceae.
UCAAAAUUUUAUUCAAAAUGUGUAUUUUUAUUAUAUUAAAAUGUGUAUAUAUACUAAACUAUGCGAGAUACAACAACAAUUUGUUGUUUCCUAGUGGUUCACCCCCAUGUUCUCUAGAUAAAUAACCCGUCUUCGAUUCCCCUUGAUGCAUUUUAUUUAAUUUACAUUAUUAAUUCGGAUACGCAUCGGGUUUCGGAUUUGGGUUGGAUCGGUCCAAGACACGCGGGUCCUCUGCAACAAAACCUGAUAGGAUAAUUUGAUCGGAUCGGUUCGGUUCCGAACUGGGUUUUUUCGGGUUGGUUUCGGGUCGGGUCUUCGGGUCCGGGUAAAAUGCCCAGACCUACAGCAAUUACUAUGAGUUAACAACUUAACAUGACGAAAUCAACUCAAAAGCACAAAAUUGCUAUAUUCUAAUCCCAUCAAUCUAAUUAAAAUUCAAGACGUUAUAACUUUUCAAACAAACUUUAUAUUAUAUUGCAGUCCAUGAUUUAGCCGUCCAAAUAAAGCACAACGAAUGUGGCACAACACUAUAUCUUCCAUUUUAAGAAUCAUCUAUCUUUUUACAAAAAAAAGAAAGAAAAAAGAAUCAUCUAUCUUCUCACUUUUGCGCUCAUAUUUGUCACCACUCCGAUACGUUUGUAUUUGUUCUCUAUUGAUUAACUCUAUUCGAUAAAUAAUCACAUAUAUAGUAUCAGAACUAGCUACUUUUCUUAGUUUUUUUCCGAUAAAGGGAAUGAAGUCGCAAUUUUCCUCCAUUGUAUUUUUCAACCAUAAAUCAUUGAGCAAACACAGGUGGACAAAAACAUAUACAAAAGAUCUUUAUAAUUCUGUACUAUUUUAACCAAAAAGUGGAAAAAUGUUUAUUAUUCACGCGUGUUUAUUUAUUUAUUUUAUUUAAUACUUUAUACAAUGAAAGGUAUAAUAGGAUUAACAUUUAUAAAAGAUUUAGUGCCCGGAACUUAACGAAAAGAAAUCAUUCAAUUAGUUUGUUUUUUUUCCUAUUUUCAUGGUAACCGACUAUAAUUAUGGAAAAAGAAGAUGUGCUGAUAUCAACAUUUGCUUUGAUUGAAUGAAAGAAGCUUGGUUCCAAAGCUGUUCAAGAAGCUUGGUCCCAAAGCUAUCCUAAUCCUAAUAAGAUGCAAUUGUGAUAUAUGGAAAUACGUAAAAAAGAUCUAGAGUAAUCCAAAAUAUACAAAAUAUUUGUUAACAAUUAAAAAUAUGGAGAUUUGUAUCUAUCAAUACAAAGAUCUAGAAUGUUCCGAAAUAUAGCAUCGAGACCUGAGGUCUUUAUUAUAUAUAUGUAUUCGUAGUUUCAAUCAAAAUACAUCUUAUUUCAUAUCCCUAAUCUCCCUAUAUCUUUCUCUUGCUCCGCCGCCGUAAACUUCCUCUUAUUGACAAGAUGGCCGUCACAGAAGGACAACAAGUCAUGGCUCUCAUCAGCAAGCGUCUCCGUGCUCACCGCAAGAGGUACAACCGUAUUACUGAGAUGGAAGAGGCGGUCUCUCAGGGCAAAACCCUAAACAAGGAGCAACAAGAAGCCAUCCGCUCGAAGCCAAUCGUUACCGCCCUUAUUGAAGAGCUCGAGAAGCUCCGUCUUCCCCCUUCUCCUCCUCCUUCCACGGCCGGUUCAGAAGAGAUCAACCUCCCUGCUAAGAAAAAGGAACGUAAGGAGGAAGCCGAGGAGGAAAAUUUAACUGAGAAAGACGUGACGGACCCUGAGGGUUGCAAGAUAUCUGAUGGUCUCGAUGCUGGUGAGGUCUCCAAGGACAAUAUUUCUCCGUGUAGCGUGAGCUCACAAGAUGGUACGACGUCGCCGCCCCCAGCGACUAAUGCAAAGCCACGACGUAAACGGAAUAAGGCGAAGAAACCUAAGACUUCGAACUGAUCGAGUCUCCGACUUUUGUACGAAGCGGAAGUACAUUGCGAAACUAUGAAUUGCUUUGGUCACAAUCCUGCAGUUUCCUUUUAGUGUUCUUCCGCUUGUUCACAAGAGCAUUUUGCGUUUGAGCUUUCUUUCUACUAUUUUUAAUUCAUUAUGGAAUUUAUUACUAGAGAAUUGUUUCGUCGCCUCGAGUGUUUUCAUUCCUAUGGAAUACAAUCUAUAUUAUGCUAAGAUUUAUUUA